This is a messenger RNA of Podospora pseudopauciseta, 1578 nucleotides long. RefSeq names its product Target of rapamycin complex 2 subunit avo2 (gene AVO2). NCBI's taxonomy places the organism in Eukaryota, Fungi, Ascomycota, Sordariomycetes, Sordariales, Podosporaceae. The record is from RefSeq and is a predicted model, not a curated record. The transcript is spliced from 3 exons. The coding region runs from base 1 to 1374 and encodes 457 amino acids. Gene Ontology annotation, molecular function: protein binding.
AUGGACUCCCAACCCACCAUCGCCAGCACCCUAAGCAGCGCUAAUCCCCCCAUGGCUCUGGAAGACCCAAUUCCACUAGCAGACUUUGGACAACCCUACGAACACAACCCCGGAAACUUCAUCGUGGAGUUUCAGCCCCGUCAACGCCCCAAAGCCAAGUUCGACAAAGGUUUCGCAACGAUUAUCUUCCUGGGCUUUCAUGAGCUGGUCAACAUCGAUGCGGCAGUCGGCAGAAACGGCAAGCCCGGGGCUCGGCGGGCCAGGAUGACCGGGAAGCAAUUGAGAUUCAUACUGGCUGUUCGGUGUGUGCUGCUCCUCGUUGCGGCCUUCAUGGUUCAAGUCCGUGGACCGUUCUGGUGGACGCCGAGCAUGGAAAGAGCAGAGAGGGAUGGUCGAGCCUUGAUCGAUGAGGGCCUGUCUGUUACGAGUCGCAAGUGGUUCAGGCUGGCAUAUGUGAUUGUGUGGUUCAUGAUGAUUGGGUGGUUGUCGUUGGUGGUGGACGGGAUGCACCGACUCGGGAUCGACCCCUCCAUCCGCCUCCGCCGAGCAAUCCGCUCCAAUGACCACCUCCUCGUCGCCCGCAUCCUCAAAUCCCACCCUCGCCUCCUCCACAACCCCGACCCAGACGAGCGCUUCGGCCUGUCCAACUCCAACCUCCACCUCGCCGCCUCACUGGGCCAUCUACAAAUAUGUCGAUUGCUGAUAUCCCUCGGCCACGAACGAACCAGAACAGCCGAUAACAACCCCACCGAUGACGACGAUAACAUCACACCAUCACUGAAUGACAACCAUCAAACACCACUCAUGCUCGCUUCUGCCGCCGGCCACACAGAAGUAGUCCACUGCCUAUGCGAAUUCCACCCAGCGGGUAUCGUCAGGCAGGAUAUACGAGGGCGGGACGCAAUCAUGGAAGCUUCACUACAUGGACACGACACAGUUGUUCAGUUGCUGCUAACGUACGCGCCUGGUGGAGCGGAGAGUGCGUUGAGAAACGCUGAUUUGGAUGGGAAUACCGCGUUGCAUUUUGCGAGUAGUAAUGGGAAUUUGUUGGUAUUAAGGACGUUACUGGCGGCGGGGGCGGAUCCGAGAAGGACCAAUGUUUGGCUGUGGACGGCCGAGGCGUACAGUGCUACUGUGCAGGCGGAGGUGUACCUGAAGGGGUUGGUGGUGGAGGUGGAGAGGAGGAGGGGGUUGAGGGCACAGGAAACGACACCACAACAAGAAAGUCCCAAGAGGAUUAGGGAGGGAGUUGGGGUUAUGGAUGCCAGCCCGAAGAAGGAGGUGGUGGUGGGCAAGGGGAGUCCGAGGAAGGGGUUUAGCUUGGGUUUCAUGGGCGGUGGGGUUAGGUUGGUGAGGGAUGGGGUUGGGGAUUGAGAGGGUUUCAUGGGGUGUGCUGAUGCUGUGCUUUGACAGUUGAACAUGGCGUGAGACAUGAGUGCGUCGGACACUUUUUGCUGCCUUUGUAAGAUUCUGGGUGGUAUAUAUCUGUUCGAAUACAUGCAGGGUACAAGGCUACGCUGAUACGAUCUCUUUAUGAGCAAGGGAAUAGGAAUAAUCUGUUCUGGUAUGAUUGUCUGA